Molecule: messenger RNA, 5590 nt
Organism: Temnothorax curvispinosus
Lineage: Eukaryota; Metazoa; Arthropoda; Insecta; Hymenoptera; Formicidae
Gene: sm
Product: heterogeneous nuclear ribonucleoprotein L
Exons: 11
Coding region: 363-1799 (478 amino acids)
Biological process (GO): mRNA processing; regulation of RNA splicing
Cellular component (GO): nucleus
Molecular function (GO): mRNA binding
Source: RefSeq, a predicted model, not a curated record
AGUUCGCACGAAGCGUUGACGUUCCUCCGGUGAGAUCCAGUUUCCUUUAAGCCGCUCUCGCGCGUUUGUCUGUUCUCGUCGCGUCGUGCGUCCUACCGAUUAUUAUUUUCUCCUCCUCCCCCCUACCCCGUCCGCGUACACGAGAUCGUCGGCACGGUGUUAGAGGUAUCGCGAGCGGUAUACAUAACACGCUCGUGUCGUCGUCGUCGUCGUCUUCGUCAUCAUUGUCGCCGUCAUCGCCGCCGCCGCCGUCGUCGUCGUUGUCGUCGUCGUCCCUGUCGCUGUCGCCGUCGCGGUCACCGUCGUCGUCGUGCAGCGCCGAGUGCUCCGUUUCAAACGCAUCGCCCGGUGUACAACGGAGGAUGGCAUUCAACGGAGACGGUCCGCACUCCAAGAGGCAGCGGCUGGAGGAGUCCGGACACAGGAAUCACGAAUAUGGCGGAUACGGAGACGAGCCACGUCGAAAAAGAGAAGACAAUAAUAAACCGAACCACGUCCUCCUCUUCACAAUUAUCAAUCCAGUUUACCCCAUCACUGUGGAAGUGUUGCACACGAUCAGUGCACCCAGCGGGCAGGUUCAGCGCAUCGUAAUCUUUAAGAAAAAUGGCGUGCAGGCUAUGGUUGAGUUUGACACGGUGGAAUCAGCAACCAGAGCAAAGGAAACGCUACAUGGGGCAGACAUAUACUCCGGCUGCUGCACACUAAAAAUCGACUUCGCAAAGCCAACAAAGCUCAACGUCUACAAGAACGAUGCCGAGAGCUGGGACUACACAACGCCCACGCUGGGUUCGAGCACACACAAAAACGACGCGACAGGAAAUGGAAGGCCGGCUCCCCUUUUGGCCGAGCCAAGAUACGGCGCCGCGCCCCAGCCGUACGGCUCCACGCCGCAGGUCACCUUCCCACCGGGCGCCGGUCACGAUCGUUACGAGGAGAACUUCAACGGGCCGGCGACGUACGCGGAGCCGUACGUCGAGCGUUACGGCAUCAAGAGCGAUUUCAGCGGCCGCGAGCCGUUACAUCCCACGCCACCUCGGCCGGGUUACGUGCCCACCCUGGGCCAGACGCCGCCAUCCAGCACGCAGGGCUCGGUCAUGAUGGUGUACGGACUGCAGCCGGACAAAGUCAAUACUGACAAGCUCUUCAACCUGUUCUGCUUGUACGGCAACGUGACGAAGGUCAAAUUCUUGAAAACGAAGGAGGGCUGCGCGAUGAUACAGAUGGGAGACAGCAUAGCAGUGGAACGAUGUCUGCAGAACCUGAACAACGUCACGAUCGGAACGGACGGCAGACUGCAGCUCGGCUUCUCGAAGCAGGCCUUCCUCUCGGAUGUAACCAACCCCUACGUUCUACCCGACAAGACAGCGAGCUUCAAGGACUUCACGGGAAGCAAGAAUAACAGAUUCCUGAACCCUGCGAUGGCCAAUAAGAACAGGAUACAACCACCGUCGAAGAUAGUCCACUUCUUCAACACUCCGCCGGAUCUGACCGAGGAGACGGUGAACCGCGUGUUCGUGGAGCGCGGCAUCGAGGCACCGACGACGAUCAAGCUGUUCCCCCUGAAAUCAGAACGAUCGUCCUCCGGUCUGAUCGAGUUCAGCAGCGUCGGUAUCGCGGUGGCCGCUAUCAUGGAAUGCAAUCACACGGCGCUCGAGAACAGCAACGGCAAGUUCCCCUACAUCAUGAAGCUCUGUUUCUCGUCGUCGCGCACCAUACCCACGAGCUUCCCGCCCAGCAGCGGCAGCGCGAGCAAUUCCGCUGGUAAUGGCCACGUCAAAAUGCAGCAGGACUCGGAAUAGAACGGCGAGGUCCAGGGCCAGCAGCGUCAGCGUCAGCGCCAGCGCCCCUCACUCGCCGCCCUGCACCCGUUGUGUGCCCCCGCGACGGCGGGCACGGCCCUGCACCCCGCAGCCGCAGCGAUAACGCUGUCCCCAGUUCUACCGCCGCCGCCACCGGUACCGCCGCCCCUGCCGCCACCCACCUGUCUCCUGAUAGCCACCCCGACCCUCUAUCCGACCGUACCGCCACCGCCCCCGCCCCCGUUGCCCACCUUCUGGCCCUACUGAUACGGCGGGCCCGCACGUUGGAUGGGUGAGACGAACGCACGCGAGAUCGUUCGAGGAUGGACUCUCCGAGGACGAGAAGAAUAAUCGGGGGCACACACGCGUUCCCCGCGACGAAGAGGAAAACGUCCGUCGGGAUGGCCGUUUAUUUUCGAUCGAACGCGCGACGGAGAGACGAGACCCGGUCGUUCCGCAGCUUGUCCGCUAAGGUCCACCGGGUUCGGAAAGAGUCGCGGGUAUUCUUGGACACGUCGCUCUCUCGGAGUCUUCAUCCCGUCGCGGUCGAAGGCUUAGAGAAGUUUUCGAUGGUACGGUGUGUAACUUGACGCCUAAUAGUACCGUGUCCCGCUAGAGACACGUUGUCAACGUGAGUCGGACACGGCAACUCGGCGUCCGACGAGAGGUGGGGGUAUAUAAGUGCGGACGACACGUCGGCGGGAACGUCGCGGCGGAGCAGCGUCGGUGCCGUUGAAGCCGCACGGGGAAUCCUUCGCGGCCGGCUGGUCACGAUUUUCGCGGCGUCUCGCCGCGGGAAGAGCGAGACGGAUGACACACGUACGCGUAGCCGCGUUCCAAUUUUGGAGACUCCUGUAAAUAGCUCGGAGACCAGCGGCCUCCGACGCGCAUACAUAUCAAAGGGCUUGGAAGUAAAUCGGUACGUUUCGCGAGGAACCAUACAUGCGAUUUUCGCGGAAGCUUCUCGCUCGAGGAAAACGGCGCCGGUGCGGAGGAAUAUCUUUAGAAAAACACGAAUCGUCUCGAACGAGACCGUGGACCGCCUCACGAGAGAGAGAGAGAGAGAGAGAGAGUCUGAAGAGGGAUAGAAACUUGUUGGGCGAGAGAAGCUUGUAGCACUCCAUUAGCUAAGAGAGAUGGAUCGAAGGAGAUGAAACGACUUGAGGAUAGUGAAGCUGUCUCGGAAAAGAGGCAGCUCGCGGAAAGUUUAGCUCCUUCGAGAGAGAAAUCGUUCGGGGAACUUUGAAGACAUCUCCUCGGAAAAGAGUUAAAAAUACGAUCUAUCAGAAAAGAAAUGGUUAGGUGAUGGAGAAUCUCGUAAGGCGACUGCACCUUCGUAGGAACGACUGAAAGGAGAUAGAAUCCGUUACCCGAUAACCAUCGAGAAGGCGCGCACCGUAGAUCUCUCUGGUGGUAGCGGAAUGGCUUGAGGACGGUCCACCUUCUUUGAAAGAGGAAUCGCACCGAGGAGAGAGGAUCGAACCUCUCAGAAGAGGGGGGCAACUGAGAAGAUCGAGGAAAUCCUCUCGGAAGAGGCGCGAUUCGUGGGAAGCUGGAAGCCGUGACGAGAGUGCGAGAAAGUGCGGAAUAUCCCUCGUGGUUGCUCGCGAAGCGGACAGGUGGGCGCUGCUUCCGCGAAGCCCGGACGUAUAUAUGGCGUCUUCGGCGUUCUCAAUCGACCGCCGCGCGUCGAUUCGUUCGCUCGCGUCCGACGAUCGCGAAAACUCUCACCCAAAACUCACCGAGGCGUUCGCGCGCGACCGCGCGACGUCUCCACGACAUUUUUGUUUCUUAGGCCGAGCCACGCGCUCCUCGACGACCAUAUUCUGUGGGAUCCAAUAAACCGAAACCGGAGAUUUCUCAGCGACCACUUAAUAAAAACCACGGGAAUAGAAUUUUUUAGAGGAGUGUUUCUCACACAGAGGAAUGGAUCUGAAUCAAUCGUGCUCAUCGAAAACUGAGCGACCUGCGAGAAACGCGCAGCCCAAAUCCGCUUUAAGUGUCUAAUAACGCGCCGCUCCGUCGUCGGCUUGCGGCAAGCGUCGCGCGGCAACGUUCUCCUCAUCGUUUACCGAUGCAUCCGUUUUUUUUUUAACGUUAACGCUGAUGUUGUAAUUUUAACACUCAUCCGGAUAACCUGAUUUUGUAGAUAAUGAUUUUCUAUUAGAACUCUUUGACAGAUUAAUGUAGGGAUAUUUCAGACGACUGAAGGAUUUGCCGCGCAACAACAUCGUAUUCCACACAGAGCAACUUUCACAUGCAGUUCUUUUGUGCGGUUUUUUUAACGUAUUUCCUUAAUCUAUUAUCGCUAAAGAACGCGAAGAUUUUUAAUUGGGGCCAUAAUCGAAUUUUAAAAAAACAACUUUUAACUAAGACUUGCAUUGCUUUGUGGCUUACCAUGUUAUUGCACCAAGUGAUUCUUUAGAUUACCAAAUCUAAUUGCAAAUUUUACUUUAAUUAUGAUACAAUCGCGUUUUGCUUUUGUAUCAGAAUAAGAAAAUCAGAAAAAAAAUAAUUUAAAAAUAACUAUAUUUGUCAAUGUUUGUUACAUAGAGAUCAUAAUUAUAUCUAUUUAAUAUGUAUUCUUAUAUUCCUUUGAAAUUUAAACUUUGUUGCGUUAUAGCUUUAGAUAUAAUUCGAAGUAAAGGAGAAAUAAAGCGUCGCCAUUUUUUAAAUGAUACUUCCAAUUAAAAAAAGAAAACAGUGAUUUUUUCGUGGAAAAGAAGUUUAUUCUCGCGAGAAUAAAAUUAUACCGUAUUCAGUUACCCGGAUAAGAGUUAAUCUCACGAUCUUACUGAUUUCUUACGCUGAACAACAACGCGAAAAUCUUUCGACUGCUCCUUGGUUCCCCUUCGAACCCCUCGCGCGGGGCUUCUCGCGAGUCCUAAAUAUUAACAAUAAAGUCGUCUAGACUGCUAUCAAUUAAGAGGACUAAAUCGUUUCCGCUAUCCUCACUUACACCUCCGCUUCUCUAAUUGAAGAAAUCCCCGGCUCACCUUCCCUCCCACCCCCCUUACCCCCUCACUUGAAGCUGUAGUGUUCAGGUUGCGACGAGAUGACACGUAUCAGUGCUCGCACGCUCGAACGAGCGCCGCGUUGCACUCGUACACUUUUGAUCAGAUCGCGGACUGCGAAUUGAGAAUUUUAUAUUAUCGAAGCAAAAAAAAAAAAGAAAAAGCACACACGUACAUAUACGAUAAUAAAGAACAAUGAAGACGACGAUACACACACACAAUAUAUUAGUGUCCCUCGGUAAUAUUUUGUCGGGCCGAGGGGCGUUUUUAUAAGAAUGGUUUUAGAUCUCCGAACAAAUUUUGCGAAGCGAACCAAACGACUACUACUAAACUAAAAUAAAUAAAUAGACUCUUUGACUUCUCGGCCAUACGUAACGUAAGAUAAUAAGGGCCGAAACGCGCGCGCCCUUUGAGAGAUGCGUGAAUAUCAACCCGCCGUUUUGUCCAUUGUCCGUGAGAGAGAGAGAGAAAGAGAGAGAGAGAGAGAGAGAGAGGGAGCGAAAGAGUGGGAGAGAUAGAGAGAGAAAGAGAGACCUAACGCAAAUGAGAUAUAAUUUAAAUAAGGAUACAAAGUUUAUAUUCGAGGCAAUAUUUGUUACAAUACGACUAGGGGAUAAGUUUGUGGGUACCGUUUUAAAAAAAAAGGGGCUUUGGCCGCGCGCGGGAACGAUCCCCGCGACGAUGGUCGACCGCGAAGAGGACGCUGAAACCGUUGUCGAUCGUGAGGGACGACGCGGGGAAGAAACGCGUGAAUGCAAGAGCGAGGGUGAAAAAAAA